AUGUCAGAUGAAAGCUCUCAAGAUGAUGAAUUGAUUGAUGAUCCUCAAUUGAAAUCAUUUCAUACUUAUCUAAAACAAUGUCGUAAGAUUUUAUGUGUUGUAGGUGCAGGUCUGUCACAAUCAUCGGGAAUCCCCACAUAUCAAUUGCAGAGAGGUACUUGGAAGGGUUAUACGUCAAUUGAUUUAGCAACACCUGAAGCAUUUCAAACAAAUCCAGGUUUAGUCUGGUUAUUUUAUUCCAAUAGAAGGUAUAUCGCUAUGAAAGCUAGACCAAAUGAAGGACAUUUUGCACUGGCGGAGUUAGCUAAAAGGAUGAAAGAGAGACGCAGAGAAGCCUUUGUUGUAACACAAAAUGUGGAUGGAUUACAUCAGAGAGCAGGUCAAGAGGAUGCAGACCUUUGUGAAUUACAUGGUAGCCUUUUCCAACUCCGAUGUACCUCUUUCUUUUGUACUUAUAAGGGUAAGAAUACUAAGGAUUUAUUCUUAACACCCACUCUAAGGGAAUUCACUCCAAGAGAUGUUGGCGUUAAAAGACGAUUGAGAGAUCAAUUACCCACACUAGGUAAGCGUCGAAAGAAAUCAAGUACACCGAUACAAAAAAAAGAAUACGUGGAAAAUGAAGACAGUGUAAGUUCAUCAGAUUUUGAUCCCUUACCAGAGAUUAAAGAAGAAAAUUUACCACAUUGCCCCGUGUGCCACGAAGGAUUGUUGAGACCAGGUAUUGUUUGGUUUGGUGAGCCUUUGCCGCUAAUGGAUAUGGUCAAAGUGGACGAAUUUUUUGCGCCACAAGAGGAGGGCGCUAAUGAUCAUAUCGAUUUAGUUCUUGUGAUUGGAACAAGCGGUAAAGUUUGGCCAGCAAUGGGUUACGUAGAAAGAUGUAAACAAAAUGGUGGACGUGUUGCAAUUUUUAAUACACAUAUUGAGGAUAAGGAUAAGGUGCGAAAAGACAGAACGGUCUGGGGAUUCGAAGGUGAAGCGUCAGAAUGGUUACCAAGGGCAUUGGAACCAUUCAUAGGUAAACAAUUCAAAAGAUCGUAA
Zygosaccharomyces rouxii is the source of this 1038-nucleotide messenger RNA. RefSeq lists its product as uncharacterized. The coding region runs from base 1 to 1038 and encodes 345 amino acids. Gene Ontology annotation, molecular function: NAD+ binding. Lineage: Eukaryota; Fungi; Ascomycota; Saccharomycetes; Saccharomycetales; Saccharomycetaceae. The record is from RefSeq and is a predicted model, not a curated record. The transcript has a single exon.